This is a messenger RNA of Candidula unifasciata, 702 nucleotides long. The record is from the annotation of a GenBank genome assembly. Lineage: Eukaryota; Metazoa; Mollusca; Gastropoda; Stylommatophora; Geomitridae.
AUGAUGCACAACUUGUUGCCGAUUCUUAAACGACAGCAGGUUGAUGUGACGUUUUUUGUUAUAGAACAAGCCCCACCGGAAGUGUUUAACAGGGGCGCCUUACUAAAUAUAGGCUUUCUGGAAGCGGAAAAGUUGGCCAGUUUUGACUGUUACAUCUUCCACGACGCCGAUAUGAUACCGAUCCACGACCAGAACCUUUACAGGUGUGAGGAUAACCCGCGACACUUCGCCGUGGCAAUGAACAAGUUUGAUUACAAACUUCCGUACGGCGGCUACUUCGGGGCGGUUGUUGGGUUCAGUAAGCAGCAGUUUCUGACGAUCAAUGGCUGCUCCAACGUUUACUUCGGCUGGGGUGGUGAAGACGACGACUUGUUUGCCCGAACUAGCCACAAAAAAUACUCAGUUCUGAGAUACGAUGCACGAAUUGCACGCUACUAUAUGAUCAGUCAUACACGGGAUCUAGGAAAUGAAGUCAACCUAGUAAGAUCAGCUCUCAUUGGGGACUGCAAGAACCGACAGGACGUGGAGGGCUUGAACUCAGUUAAAUACACCGUAAACAGCGUUCGCCAGGAGAUACUCUACACGUGGAUCAAUGUCUCCUUAAAUAUGACAGAAAUUUUAUUGACCGCACCUAAAAAUACCAUAGAGAUUAUAAAUAGAGCCCUGGCGCCAUCAAAGAAACUACAUCGCAAUAAGAAAUAA